This is a messenger RNA of Habropoda laboriosa, 762 nucleotides long. RefSeq names its product general odorant-binding protein 71 (gene Obp59a). The coding region runs from base 1 to 762 and encodes 253 amino acids. The record is from RefSeq and is a predicted model, not a curated record. NCBI's taxonomy places the organism in Eukaryota, Metazoa, Arthropoda, Insecta, Hymenoptera, Apidae. Gene Ontology annotation, molecular function: odorant binding. The transcript is spliced from 5 exons.
AUGAAAAAUCUUGUUUCGUUUACUUUAUAUUGCGUUUUCGUAUAUUUCCUUCGUGAGGGUGUUUCUUUAAAAUGUCGUUCUGGGAAUCAACAAGUAGACAUGCAAUUUCAAAAAGUGUUAAAAACAUGCAAAAAUCGCUAUGUUGGUACUAAUAUGAAUAAUUCUGAAGAGUCUAUGUCUACGGAGAGCAGUAAUUCAGGAAGUGAUUCUAGUUCCGAGGAUGAUGUGUACGAUAAAAACUUUUUCUAUAAAAAGGGUUAUAGAUCUUUCAACAAUCAGUCCACGAACAGCCAGAGAUAUAGAAAUUCCGACAAAAAUAACGAUAUGAAUACAUAUUCGUCUGAUCAUUCUACCAAUGGAAAUCUCAGAGACUUUCAAAAUAUAAAACAUACUCGUAAGGUCAACGAUCGAGAUUUGUGGAAUUCAAGAGAUUCGCGUAAUAGAACAAGUGAUUUUAAUAAUGGAGACACGAGUAACGAUGAUAUGCGCUUUAAUAACAAUACUGACCGAGAACAAGCUUGUAUUGUACAAUGUUUCUUCAAUGAAUUGAAUGCUGUAGAUCAGAAGGGAUUUCCAGAAAAAGACUUUGUGAUCCCUCUGAUGAGUCAAAAUAUUCAUGACCCAGAAUUGAAAGAUUUUGUUGAAGAAUCAAUUAUAGAAUGUUUUCAUUAUCUUGAGUCAAAUAAAAGGGAAAAAUGUGAAUUUUCGCAAAACUUAUUGACGUGUUUGGCAGAAAAAGGACAACAAGUGAGACUUUUAUAA